This is a messenger RNA of Ascochyta rabiei, 1278 nucleotides long. RefSeq lists its product as uncharacterized. The transcript has a single exon. Lineage: Eukaryota; Fungi; Ascomycota; Dothideomycetes; Pleosporales; Didymellaceae. Bases 1 to 1278 code for a protein of 425 amino acids. The record is from RefSeq and is a predicted model, not a curated record. Gene Ontology annotation, molecular function: dipeptidase activity; cysteine-type exopeptidase activity. Gene Ontology annotation, biological process: proteolysis.
AUGGAGUACUCUGACUACGAGGGCUUCCCCGCGCCACUCACCAACGGUGGUGUCAACGAGAAAGGUGUUGCUGUAAGAGACGUAUGGGCGCAAAACAGGGACGAGCUUAUCGCCAUCACACCCAAUCCUCAGACAGGCUUGCAGUAUUCCGACCUAGCCCGCGUCGUAAUGGAGCGAGCAAGUACCGCGCGCGAAGGCGUUGAGAUUAUCGGCCAGAUGAUCGCCGAGUACGGCUACGCAGAUUACGGCGGUAACAGCCAUCUCAUUGCCGAUGCGAACGAAGGCUGGGUGGUGUGGGAAAUGUCAGGAGGUCAGAAACUCUGGGCUGCUGAACGUCUUGGCCCAGACGUUGUACGUGUCUUAUACCCGGGGUACAUUGAAGAGUUCCCAGUCGAUUUCAUGAACACCACGGACUACAUGGGCUCACCCAACAUCGCCACUUUUGCUAUUGAGCAGGGUUGGUGGAAUCCCAAUGGAACUGAGCCCUUCAACAUCUGGAAAGCGUACGGUUCGCAAGGUGGGAACUACACCGCAAGAAAUGGAGGAUACAAAUACAUGUCUCGAGCAGCGCUGGAGAACGCCACACUUGCAAUGAUUCCAGUUUCCGAGAAGGAUCUCAUCGAGCGCGUACGCGACUACCGCAUUGCCGACGAUGAAGCUGGAUACGGCCAAGUCGUCUCUCUACACCCAAACAUGGACCCAGAUCUAAUUCACAUCUGGGUUGCUCCCACGGGAUCCGUAACCGCGCCAUUCAAUCCGUGGUGGCUCGGUGUUGCAAGCGUGCCUCCAGAGUACGGUCAACAUCGCUACUUGACGGCGGAUGCUGCAUCGACUUUUUUGGACACAGACUUCCAAUACCAGGAAGCUACAUACUUUGCCGGACGCAUAUAUAAACAGGCCCUGUACUAUACCUGUUCUGACCCCGAAACACUACUCCCAAUUGUACAAAAUAUGCUGCACGGCUUUGAGAAUGCUUCGUUCAGCGACCUAGCUUGGGUCGAGCGCAGCGCGAAAACUCUGGUAGUGAAUGGCCAGCGCGCUGACGCUCUCGAUCUGCUAACGUUCUAUGCCCACACGCGUGCUGAUAAGGCCCUGAGCUUGGGAAAGACGAUGGUAGACGCGCUGGAUGCGUACAUAAAGCUGGCGGGUCAGUUCCGUAUGCCUUCAGGCACUAGAAUCAACGAUCCUGGUCUUGGUGCGGAGACGGUCAAUUGCCUUGUUGGGUGGGAUCCGGAUCAGCCUGCUGACCAGCAAACACCUUUGCGGAAGAGAAAGUGA